This is a messenger RNA of Lactuca sativa (garden lettuce), 1782 nucleotides long. The record is from RefSeq and is a predicted model, not a curated record. NCBI's taxonomy places the organism in Eukaryota, Viridiplantae, Streptophyta, Magnoliopsida, Asterales, Asteraceae.
AUGGCGAUCUUCAAAAGGGGCCUCAAACCAAACAUCAGAAAGGAACUGCGGAUGUGGACUCCCGAACAGUUGGGCCGCGCUAUGGACCUAGCCCAACAGAUUGAAGAAAAAAAUCAACCCAACAGUAACAGCGGGUUUGGGACAACUGGACCCAGAAGCUCCACUACCUUGUCUUCAAGAGGUAACAUCGUUACUUCUUAUUCCCCUAACACUUCCACUACCGUUAAAAACCCUAGUGCGUGGAAACGCAACUUAGGUGAAAUACGACCAUUAACGGAAGCUCAAAUCAACGAGAAACGAGCCAAGGGUCUAUGCUACAAGUGUGAUGAAAAGUGGAACAAAAGCCACAAGUGCAAGUCUCAAAUCAACGUUAUCUUGGUGGAAGAGGAAGACCCCCACCUGGAACAUGAUCCUUCACCUGACGAAGGGCUAGACCAGGAAGCUCGACUGGAGUCAACGGAGGUGAACAAUACGGUGGAAGUCUCUCUUAAUUCGAUAGUCGGAUUAACUUCGCCCAAAACCAUGAAGCUAACAGGAAGGGUUUGGGAUAAACCCGGAAUUACUCUCAUCGACCCGGGGGCAACUCAUAAUUUUAUAGCCUCAAGGGUAGUGGAAGAAUUGGGAAUUGCAAUCACGGAUACUAAACCAUACGGAGUUAGGAUGGGUACAGGAGAUAGCGAAGCGGGAAGAGGGGUAUGCAAGGGAAUACUGUUGCAGCUCCAGGAAGUUGAUAUUGUUGAAGAGUUCCUUCCUUUAAGACUUGGAAGCGCGGAUGUCAUCUUAGGGAUGAAGUGGCUAGAAAUGUUGGGUACCACCCAAACCAACUGGAAGGAGCAGACUAUCGAAUUCGAAGUGGGGGGUCAAAUGGUGAGAUUGAAGGGGGAAGCUGCUUUGGGAAAAUCUCGUGUCACUCUAAGAACACUGGAAAGGGAACUCAAGAGAGAAGGAGCAGGGAUGGUGGUGGAAUUUUGUAACACCGAGACCGAGAUGCAUAGUGAGGUACCUCUUUUAUUAACUCAAAUCCUCCAUAAAUUCAAAUGUAUUUUUCAAGAACCCAAGGAGCUACCGCCUAGGCGUCAUCUUGAACACCAGAUAGUCCUAAAAGACGGCACCCCACCGGUUAGUGUUCGUCCCUACCGGUAUCCCCACUACCAAAAAGACAAGAUUGAGCGUUUGAUUCAAGAAAUGUUGACUACGGGGGUUAUUCAAGUCAGUAACAGCCCCUAUUCGAGUCCGGUGAUUUUGGUCAAAAAGAAGGACGGGUCUUGGCGGUUCUGCGUGGACUACCGGGCAUUAAAUCGGGCAACCGUUCCCGAUAAAUUCCCCAUUCUGGUGAUUAACGAGUUAUUAGACGAACUACAUGGGUCUGUUAUUUUCAGCAAAUUGGAUCUCCGAUCUGGAUACCAUCAUAUUCGGGUUCGGACACAGGACAUACCCAAGACCGUUUUCCGCACACAUGAUGGGGAUUACGAAUUCAAAGUAAUGUCUUUCAGGCUUACAAAUGCCCCGGCGACCUUCCAGUCCUUAAUGAAUGAUAUAUUUCACCCGUAUCUGAGAAAAUUCAUUUUGGUUUUCUUUGAUGACAUCCUCAUCUACAGCCCCAGUGAAGAUCUUCAUCAAAACCACCUCAAUUUGGCCUUCGAGGUAUUACAAAAAAAUCAAUUGUUCCUCAACCAAAAGAAAUGCACAUUUGGGCAACGAAAAGUCUCAUACUUGGGCCAUGAGAUAUCCGCCCAGGGAGUGGCUGCUGAAGCUUCCAAGGUUCAGGCGAUGCUGGACUAG